This is a messenger RNA of Trichechus manatus latirostris (Florida manatee), 2847 nucleotides long. It is a transcript of the gene AGBL5, whose product is annotated as AGBL carboxypeptidase 5. Gene Ontology annotation, molecular function: metallocarboxypeptidase activity; zinc ion binding. Gene Ontology annotation, biological process: protein deglutamylation; proteolysis. The record is from RefSeq and is a predicted model, not a curated record. The transcript has 15 exons. NCBI's taxonomy places the organism in Eukaryota, Metazoa, Chordata, Mammalia, Sirenia, Trichechidae. The coding region runs from base 128 to 2779 and encodes 883 amino acids.
CUGGGUGGAGGGCCCGGGUGCCGGGGCCCGAGGUGCCGCCUCGCUAGCGGGAGAGGGAGCGGGAUCACCGGCCGGAGAGAGCUCUCAGGGCCAGAGUGGGGCAGGAGGAUGCUUUCCCAGCCCCACCAUGGAGUUGCGCUGUGGGGGAUUGCUGUUCAGUUCUCGCUUUGACUCAGGGAACCUAGCCCAUGUGGAGAAGGUGGAAUCUGUGUCUAGUGAUGGGGAAGGAGUAGGGGGUGGGGCAUCAGCCCCCACCAGCAGCAUUGCCUCUUCUCCUGACUACGAGUUCAACGUGUGGACCCGACCAGACUGUGCUGAAACAGAAUUUGAGAAUGGGAACAGGUCAUGGUUCUACUUCAGCGUCCGGGGAGGAACUCCAGGGAAACUCAUCAAGAUAAACAUUAUGAACAUGAACAAGCAAAGCAAGUUGUAUUCCCAGGGCAUGGCUCCCUUUGUGCGCACAAUGCCCACCCGGCCACGCUGGGAACGCAUUCGAGACCGGCCGACAUUUGAGAUGACAGAGACGCAGUUUGUGUUAUCCUUUGUUCACCGUUUUGUGGAAGGCCGUGGGGCUACCACCUUCUUCGCCUUCUGCUAUCCCUUCUCCUACAGUGACUGCCAGGAUUUGCUGAACCAGCUAGACCAGCGCUUUCUGGAAAACCACCCUACCCAUAGCAGCCCCCUGGAUACCAUCUAUUACCACCGGGAGGUCCUUUGCUAUUCUUUGGAUGGGCUUCGUGUAGAUCUGCUAACAGUCAGUUCCUGCCAUGGGCUUCGAGAAGACCGAGAGCCCCGACUAGAGCAGCUAUUUCCUGAUACCAGCACCCCCCGGCCAUUCCGUUUCAUAGGCAAGAGGAUAUUCUUCUUAAGCAGUAGGGUACACCCUGGGGAGACUCCAUCUAGCUUUGUCUUCAACGGCUUUCUGGACUUCAUUCUUCGACCAGAUGACCCCCGGGCCCAAACCUUACGUCGCCUCUUCGUCUUUAAACUGAUUCCCAUGUUGAACCCUGAUGGUGUGGUCCGGGGCCACUACCGCACGGACUCACGUGGAGUGAACCUGAACCGUCAGUACCUGAAGCCUGAUGCAGUCCUGCACCCAGCCAUCUAUGGGGCUAAAGCUGUGCUGCUCUACCACCAUGUGCACUCCCGUCUGAACUCCCAGAGUCUCUCAGAGCACCAGCACAGUCCCCAUCUCUCUCCUGAUGCUCCCCUUUCUGACCUUGAGAAAGCCAACAAUCUCCAAAAUGAAGCUCACCUUGAUGGGGAGAACCCUGAGACCUGGAAACAGACAGAGAUAGCAGAACAGAAGCCCAGUAGUAUGUGGAUUAUACCACAGCAGUCUACUGAGGUUGAGGAACCAGCGCCGGAGACCAUCCCCCCCAAGGAGAGUGGUGUUGCUUACUAUGUGGACCUGCAUGGACAUGCUUCCAAAAGGGGCUGCUUCAUGUAUGGGAACAGCUUUAGUGAUGAGAGCACCCAGGUAGAAAACAUGCUGUAUCCAAAGCUCAUCUCCUUGAAUUCAGCUCACUUCGACUUCCAGGGCUGCAAUUUCUCAGAGAAGAACAUGUAUGCCCGAGACCGUAGAGAUGGCCAGUCUAAGGAGGGCAGCGGCCGUGUUGCCAUCUACAAAGCCUCAGGGAUAAUCCACAGCUAUACACUCGAAUGCAACUACAACACUGGACGCUCAGUAAACAGCAUCCCUGCUGCCUGCCAUGACAAUGGGCGUGCCAGCCCCCCUCCCCCGCCGGCUUUCCCCUCCAGAUAUACUGUGGAAUUAUUUGAGCAGGUGGGACGAGCUAUGGCCAUUGCAGCUCUGGACAUGGCAGAAUGUAAUCCGUGGCCUCGAAUCGUGCUGUCAGAGCACAGCAGCCUCACUAACCUACGGGCCUGGAUGCUAAAACAUGUGCGCAACAGCCGAGGCCUGAGCAGCACUGUGAAUGUGGGUGUCAACAAGAAGAGAGGCUCUCGAACUCCACCCAAAAGUAACAAUGGACUGCCUGUUUCCUGCUCUGAAAACACCUUGAGCCGGGCACGGAGCUUUAGCACUGGCACAAGUGCUGGUGGAAGCAGCAGCAGCCAACAAAAUUCUCCACAGAUGAAGAACUCCCCCAGCUUUCCUUUUCAUGGCACUCGGCCUGCAGGGCUGCCAGGCCUGGGCUCUAGCACCCAAAAGGUCAGCCACCGGGUGCUGGGCCCCGUCAGAGAGCCCCGAAGCCAGGACAGGAGACGGCGGCAGCAGCCACUGACCCAUCGCUCUACUCCAAGCAGCCUGGUCCCAUCCCCAACUCCCACUAGUUCUGGCCCAGCCUCCUCACGCAACCUGGGCUCCUGCCUACUGCCCAACUCACUCAGCAUAUCAGGGAGUAGCAACUCACUCCUGUCAUCAGGGGACAAGCCAGAGACUGUCAUGGUGAUUGGGAAAGGUCUGCUAGGGACUGGACCACGGACCCCCUGCAUCAGGACCCGAUUGCAGGCUAGGCCCAGGUUGGGCCGGGGCUCACCGCCGACUCGCAGAGGGAUGAGAGGCUCUUCGGGCCCCACAUCCCCUAUCCCCCGGACCAGGGAGAGCAGUAAGCUGGAGCCGGGACCCUGCUCUGCUGCACCAGGGCUGCCUCAGGCUGGGCCCCCACGGCCCCACUCUGCCCCUGCCUUUUCUCCUAUUUUCUGUAGUCUGUCUGACUCCCAGUCCCGGAUUAGUUACAGCAGGGGGCCCUUGGGCCAACCUGAGGUUUGUUUUGUCCCUAAAUCCCCCCCACUCACUAUUUCUCCCCGGGUCUGAUAAUGCCUUGACCAGGAUAUAGCCCCAAGAUGGGAGAACACAGUGAGAAAUGUGCUAGUCCCCUCCCU